AUGGCUCUUCUCUGUUUCAAUUCUCUCUCUCCUCUCUCUUCUCUCCCUCCUCUCUCCUCUCCGCGCCUUCAACUUUCGUCUUUCGCUUCACCAGUUUUCAGCCUUAAAUCGAGCGCCGUUGAGUCCAAGAACAUACUCCCUCUCAGUGCUUACAACUUAAGCAGUAGCCACCAUGGAAGAGCAGCAAUUGUGAAGGCGGCUGCCUCUGGAGUGGACGGGGCUGAGCCCGCGAGCAAUGAGGAACCAAAGACUGUUGCUGCUGCUGUCCCGGUCGACAAACUACCAUUGGAAUCAAAAGAAGCUAAACAGAAGCUACUGCUGGAACUGAGGGAGAAGAUGAAGUUGGCCAAGAAGAUCAGGCUUCGCAGGAAGCGUCUGGUUCGUAAGCGUAAGAUGAGGAAGAAGGGUCGAUGGCCACCUUCCAAGAUGAAGAAGCUCAAGAAUGUUUAG
This is a messenger RNA of Thlaspi arvense, 450 nucleotides long. Lineage: Eukaryota; Viridiplantae; Streptophyta; Magnoliopsida; Brassicales; Brassicaceae. The record is from the annotation of a GenBank genome assembly.